Molecule: messenger RNA, 6410 nt
Organism: Pogonomyrmex barbatus (red harvester ant)
Lineage: Eukaryota; Metazoa; Arthropoda; Insecta; Hymenoptera; Formicidae
Product: Histone gene-specific Epigenetic Repressor in late S phase
Biological process (GO): heterochromatin formation; negative regulation of DNA-templated transcription
Cellular component (GO): chromatin silencing complex
Molecular function (GO): chromatin binding; transcription cis-regulatory region binding
Source: RefSeq, a predicted model, not a curated record
ACCGUCAUCGUCACCGUCAUCGUCACCGUCACCGUCGCGUAUUCUCGUCUUCGUGGCCUCGCGUAAUCCUCCGUGUGUCGCCGUGUGCCCGUUGUGCUUCUCGAACAUCUUUGUCCGCCGUAUGCAGGACACGGAGCGCACGCUCGCGCGAAAAAGCCACGGGAGUGGAGAAGAACGCGGCCGAGCCGCGUCGCGAGUUGAUUAUUUAUCGCCCGGAGUCUCUCUCUACCUGUCGCGGUGCCGAAUCGCAGACGGGCGCAGCGGUGAUUUAAAGGGAUCGAUUUGUCAACAAGUCGAUGAGGGAGAGAGUGCGCGCACUCCGCGCUCCGACGCGGCGCGGCGGAUUUUCGCUUCGCUUGUGAAGUAUCAUUACGAUUUCCGUCGCGCGCCUCACUCGCGUAUGCUCCGAUUCACGUGCGUUUUGUCGUUUUAUUACGCGUAACGCGUUUUAUUACACGUUGAUAAAACGAUGCGAUCGUGGUACCUAAUCUGUUAACGUUUUCCCGUCCGGUCGGUUUUUCCGUGAAGAAUUUCUUUAUCGCGAUGUAAAAUCGCGUAUAUGAAAAAAAAAAAGAUAAAAAUGGAUGAAUAUGGACUGUUAGCGAAAUAAAUUGUUUGCAGUAUAUCACCUGUUUGAUUAUUGAAGUUGCAAUGUAAAUAAUAAUAAUCCGCGUUUUUACUUUGUGAUUAUUUGAUAUGCGUUGGGAUUGUUUAUUUACAGAUAAAUCCAGCUUGCGAGUUGUAUCGCGAUUAUUAAAAUCUACAAUGGCAGUUAGGUAGUUGUGGAAAUUAACAUUGGACAUUCGCGUAUUUCAAGCAUAUUUAUAAUUAUUUUGAAGAUGUAAAGAAUACAAUCAUAAUGAAGCCACAGAAGAAGGCUGUCGUUGCCAAAAAGGCAACUAAGAUGCCAACAGUCGCCAAGAAACGUCGCACAUUUACAGAGAAGAUCAUGCCGGAUGUGAGAAAGGAGAAGAAAUCAAAGAAAAAUGAUAAACUGGAAGAUCUAAAGAAAAAGAUAGACAAUGAUAAAAAGAAAUUAGAAAAGGUAGAGGAGAGGAAAAAACUGGAUGACAAAAAGAAGAUGGAGGAAAAAAAGAAGGAACGACUUGAUAAAUUUGAUGAGAAGAAGAAACAAUUGAAUAAGGAUAAUGAAAAGAAAUGUGAUAAAAUUGACGAGAGAAAAAUAGAGAAAAGGGAUGACAAAGCAAUUAAUGAAGAAGUGAGCCAAGAAACAGCUACAGAUAAGAAAAAAAUACAAAAAUGCGAAGAGAAAGCAAAAUCGGAGAAACAAUCAGUGGACAACAAGAAGAAAAUCGAGAAAACUGAAGAAAAAAAGAAGAGUGUAAAAUUAGAUGAUAAUGCAAGUAUAGAGGACAAUACGAAAUCUUUAAAUACAACGGAGGAUAAGGAUACGGUUGAGGAUAAGGUUGAUAUCCUCCCUCCACUUAAAAAAAGGAGUAAAGAAGAGAAAAAGAAAGAUGUCAAGCUAAUUAAAUCCGAUGUUAAAUCAAUAUCGAAGAAUUCUAUCGUGAAGGAUAAAAAAUCUGAACGUAAGAAAAUUCCCGAGAAGGAUGCGGCAAGCAAUAAGAUUUCUUCUUCUAGAACGAAGAAGGAUUCCAAAGCGAAACAAAGUCAGAAGAAGGGCAUUACGAGAAAAACAGUUCUGACAAAGAAGCCUCAUCUAUCGGUAGUUAAAAGGCUGGUGGACAAAAAGAUCAAAUUAGUUAAGUCAGUAAAAGAUGAAGAAAUUAGCGAAGACGAGGAUGCGAUUAAGAAAGCAAAGAAGAAAAGUAGUAGCCUCGCCAAGAGUAAGACUCUGCAAGAGAAAAAACCGAAGCUGGCUAAACACAUGAAAGCUAAAUUGCCUCAAAAACAUUCGAAGAUCAGUGCUGUUCUGAAAAGAGAAGAUAAGUUGAAAACUAUAACGGAGAAGAUUAUGGCCAAGAAGAAAAUUGAAUUGAAAGAGUUUGAUGAAGUUUCAACCGAACAUAAAAAGAUCGCGAACAAAGACGAGAUUUGUCAAGGACCAGAAGUGAGUAGCAUUAAAAGCGAGAUUGAAGAAGACAAGGAUUCCGAUAGGAGCAAAGAGGAGAUUCUUCAACCAAAAUUGCAGGAUAAUAAGAAAGCUGUCAAAAGUGGUAGCAAAAUUAGCAGCAAAGCCCCGAAAAAGAUUGGGAAAACAAUAAGGGUACAAACGGAGAGCAAUAAUCAAACAUCAGUUUCACCUGAAGAUGCAUCUACCGAGGAAUCUAAUAAAUCUAAAAUUUCUGAAGAUAGCGUAAAGUCUACCACAAAUUCCAAACAGGAACAAAUCGGCGUUGAGAAUACGAUUGAAUUAGAUUUAAAGAUCGAGGCGAUGAAUGGUGAGAGUGCCAGUGGCGUUACAUCUCAAUCUGAUUCCGAAGGUGAUUCUGACGACGAAUACAAGAGGAGUAGGCAAAGGGAUGCUAAGAAAGAGAGGGCUAACUCACCGUCGGACGAACGUGCGCGACGAAUGCGACUUUUUGGCUUUUGGAGUGGACCAAAACGACACAGGGUCGCGUCAUUGAAUGCCUUGGCUAAAGUUCACUGCCUCUAUGAAAAUGAGACCGGCGGAGUCUAUCUUGGAGGUUUUUGCAAACCAAAACCCGAAAAGGAGAAGGAGAGAGAGAAGCCGAAGAAAAUGAAAGAGGAGAAGGAGGAGCAACCGCGUAAAGAGAAAGAGAAGAAAGUCGAAUGCAAAACGGAGGAGAACGUCUUGAAGAGAAAACUGAGAAAUGUGCCAGGACUACGUGGCAAACAUUGGGAUAUGCUGGAGAGUUCGUCAUCUUCGUCUUCCUCCGAUGAGGACUGCGAGAAGGAAAAGAAUGCUGAACCAAGCAAGAAGAAAAUGACCAAAAGAAGGAGGAGAAACGAGGAAGUAAUGGACCUGAAGGACAUGGUUGUUUGCAAGAGGAUGGCCAGUCUUAAUGCCACUGCCAUUUUGGCUGCUUCCUACUCCGACGAGAAAAAUCGUUGUGGUAGCAGCAGUGAUUCCUCCAGUGAGUCGGAAGUAGAGAUAAUUAAAAGACGUAGACAAAAUGACUCUGACGUAGAUAAGAAGAAGACAAGACAAGGUUCCGAUCCGGAGGAGGUUAUUAAGCCAUCCAAGAAAGUUGUCAUCGUUAACCAGGACACCGACGUCACUAUCACUGGUGUUUACGUCAAUCAAACCCGGUCCACUCAUCACGAAGGUUUUUGCAGUAUUGCCGGGAUGCAGUACAGAAUCAGUUCUACCAGUCAUACUCAAACUGCAGCUACUGCAGUGGCUACCGAGCUUCAUGACCAGCAAAAAACGGAACAGCCUUGCAAGUCCUACACGCCACUGGGUGCAUUGUCUUCUAUGCAACCACCAGGUAGCCAGGGUAAUCAUCCUAACAUGUCACCACGCAGGCAUUCAGCAUUCUCGGCCCCUCAUCAGCACGGGUAUUAUCAGCCGGCUGGUCCACUGAUACAGCACCCACCGCCACCACCACCAACCUUACCGCCCAUUAAGGGCCCACCUCCGGAACCGACACCCACGCCUCCCCAAAACUCAGAGGGUUCGGACGACCUGGUAGCCACUUCCACAACUUCGGGAGGCACAAGCAGCACAGGUGGAGGCUUUUAUAGGACAUAUUGCCCGCAGACAUACUACGGGACGCCGCCGCAGUAUCCGGAUCUGUGUUAUCCGGCGACGUAUUCUCAUCCUCACGCUCAUCCGCCGCAUUACUACAAAUACCCGCCCACUUACAGGAGGCAAUACUAUGGCUAUCAAGAGUCCGGUGGAGGUGGCGGGCCGCCGCCGGGCAGCGGAGCCGCCGGAGGUGGCCCUGGAGUUGUCGAUUACCAACCACCUCCGCCACCGCCCGGCGAAUAUCCGCUACCCUAUUACGGAGGUUAUCCUCCGCCUCCUCAUCCGCCACCGCCACCUCCUCCGAAUCCGGCAUAUCUGCAUUCUCAGGGAAGACCUUUCGUAGACCCUUUUCAGGGUUGUCCAUGCCCGAUGCAAUCGUGUCCAAAAAACGUGGAUACUGGGGCCCUUAUUGGUAAUGGUAAGGGAGCGCCAGUGGUAUCGGGGCCCGGUCUGUCAUUGCCACCCAGUGCUUUGGUAGGUCCGCCCUCGCCGGCGAGGGGGCUAGCCGGGCUAGCUCCCCCUCACGGUGCCAACGCCUGGGAUACGGAUCGCGUCCAAAUUAACACUCAUCGCAACCUAAAUCAGAACCAACCCCCCUCAGUCCCACCGUCGCACAAUAUAGUCGGUGGGCAUAGUCGCCUUCAGAAUCAAGACUGUAGAAGUAAGGAUGAGCAAAAUUGUACAGAAGACACGCUGAGAAAGUGCGGUUGUCAGAACGCGUGCACGUCCACCUGCGAGGUCAAGAUGGAAACGCUGUCGCCCACUGAAAAACUGUCGGUAGCGGCGAGCUGUCCCAGCAGCAAGUAUCAUAACUUCAAGCUGGAGAACAACAACGUCAAGUGUGAAUCCUGCAGUAUGGAGAUCGACGGGCUGCCGUGCGUCGCCAAUUGCAACGUUGUCAAAUGUGAGUCGGAUUAUAAGUGCGAUAUCAUGAAGUGUGAGCAGUGCAUGAAGGAAGGACAGAUAGCGAUACUGGAGAUGGACAAGGACUCCGGCAUCGUGCUGGACGACAAGCUCGACGGUGAUCCCGACGUGAAGGAGGAACUGGACGUGGUGGUGAUCGACAGCGACGAGAACUGGAAAAAGCCCGAUUACGAGCCGACCGUGCAGGAGACCGUCGAGGAUAAAGAAGAAGAGGAAGAGGAAGAAGGGGAGGUAGAAGAGGAAAUCUUGCAGAGACCGAUCACGACCAAGGUCGAGGCCGAAGCUGAGGCCGAGGAACAGCCCAAGUGCCAAAAGGUGACGAAGAGGAAGCUCUCGUUAGAUAGCUUAUCGGACAGCAGGAAGAAGAGGAAGCUGAGCAAAAGAGCCCUUUCGGUCGGCUCGUCUCAAGAUGUGAAUAACGAGGAAUCGGUCGACAUCGUCGCGCCGAUCGAGCCGUUGCCGAAUAAAGCCGACAAAGUUGAGACGAUCGUUCCGAAGAGGAAACAAGCGAAGAAAGACGUAGGAUUUCGAGGUCAAAAACGCAAGGCGGAGACGUCGAGCGUGAACGAGAGCGCGACUAAGAAGGUGAAAAACGGCAAGCAGAACAUCGUGAAUUGCUUGAAACGGACCGCAAGUGAUAUUUCGAUAAUGGAGACCAUCGAUAAUGUGAUACAGCAAAGUCUGCAGAUGACGCAAAGGAAGGAUCGCAAAGGCAAAAACUGCGAGCGCAUGGAAAAGAAGAAGAAGAAUGUCAAAGAGGAAUCGUCACCGGCGACGAAGAAGCUCGCGAAGAAAGUCGAUCAGGUGAAGGAGCAGGCUAUCGAGAAAGUAUCAAAAGCGGUUUCGAAGAAUAGUCAGACUAAAAGCAAGGCAGAUACGAAGCUCAAGUUGAAAGCUUCGCAGGACAGUAAGGUCAAGGUUGGCAAAGGCAAGAUUGGCAAAAUCGUGACGGAGACGAAGGCGCAGGAUACAAAAUCUAAGACGCAAGACUCGAAAUCGCGGGACAGUUCGAAGAAGCGCGAUACUGUGUCCAAGACCAAAGCGAGUGAUGUCAAUGAAGAUCCGAAAAAGUCGGCCGUAAUUAAGAAAAAGCGGAAGAACGCGAAGAAGGCGACAAACGCCAAGAAGUCGGGCUGCAAAGUAGAAAAUUCCUCGCUCGGAAAUGAGAGCCUGACAUUAACGAGAAAAACGUUCCUGAAACCGAAGUGGAACAACGGAUGGAGUUGGGAGGGCGAGCCCUUUGAAGCCAAAGUUUAUCUGACGAACGAGGAAACAGCUAUACGGCGAUGUUACGCGAGUAUGAGUCACGAGAGUGGCGACGUAUUGCGACCUCGGGACUGCGUAUUGCUGAAGAGCGGUACGCGAAAAGGUGAUUUACCGUAUGUAGCAAAGAUCGCGGCGCUCUGGGAGAAUCCGGACGACGGUGAAAUGAUGUUCUCGUUGUUGUGGUACUACAGACCUGAGCACACAGAACAGGGCCGAACGCCACACGAUAGCGAGGAUGAGGUAUUUGCUUCGCGUCAUCGGGACGCAAACAGCGUCGCUUGCAUAGAAGACAAAUGUUAUAUCCUAACGUUUAAUGAAUAUUGUCGGUAUCGUAAAAAUUUACGAAGAAUCGAAGAAGGCUUAGAAAAUCCUGGCUUGAUAGUUCCGCCAGGGGACCAAGUGUAUCCAAGGGAGAAUCGGCAGCCUCCUAUACCAGUACCAUCAGACAUGGUACUUUUCUGCCGACGUGUUUACGAUUAUCGCGGGAAGAAACUCGUGAAGAACCCCGGAUGACUCGAAUUCCUGUAAGAUGCAAACCGAGGAAGCUUAGGUCACACAUUGAAACUGACCGCAGGUCUCCUUUCAA